Messenger RNA from Periophthalmus magnuspinnatus, 1431 nucleotides. Its product is annotated as zinc-binding protein A33-like. Gene Ontology annotation, molecular function: zinc ion binding; protein binding. The coding region runs from base 19 to 1431 and encodes 470 amino acids. The record is from RefSeq and is a predicted model, not a curated record. The transcript has 6 exons. NCBI's taxonomy places the organism in Eukaryota, Metazoa, Chordata, Actinopteri, Gobiiformes, Gobiidae.
AGUGAACCUUGAACAAAGAUGGAAGCACAAGUUGUAUUCUGUGAUGACGACCUGCUCUGUCCACAGUGCAGUGGUGUUUACAGCUAUCCCGUCCUGCUCAAAUGUGGACACAAUAUCUGCCGCGUUUGUCUCCAGACAUUUUGGGAAUUGAAAGGAUCUCGAGAAUGUCCGGUGUGUGGAGCACUGUCUGUACUGGGGAGGCCUCCUAUAAACCUGCAACUGAAAAUAGCAGCAGAAGAAUAUCGGACACAAAAGGCUGUUAAGUGCCCUGACAUCUGCGCUCUACACAAUCAGAAACUGCAGGUAUUCUGUGAAAAUGAUGAGGAGGUUAUAUGCCUGGUGUGUCGAACAUCCAAAAGUCAUAAAAUCCAUCAGUGUUGUCCAAUGGAGGAGGCAGCUGAAGAGAAAAAGAAAGAAGUAACUUCAAAGCUGGAAAACAUGAAGAAAAAGCUUAAGCUGUUGAACAAGAGACAUGAAGAAUGGAAAGAAACCAAAAACUACAUCCAGACCCAGACCCUACAGAGUGAGGGAGCCAUCAGAGAGGAGUUUGAGAAGCUGCGUGUGUUCCUUCAGGACGAGGAGGAGAGCAGACUCACACUGCUACGACAGGAGAGAGACGUGAAAACGGGGGUCCUCAGUGAAAAGAUCCAAGACAUCCAAAAGCAGAUCAAAAGUGUGGCUGCCCUCAUAGACCACAUCGAGGCCACACUCAGCCAAAAAGACCUGCCAUUCUUACAGAACUACAAGGAGACAAAGAUCAGAGCCAAGGAGAAUAUUCAUGAGCCCUUGUGUGUUCGGGACAUCUUGAUAAACUCGGCUAAGCAUUUGGGAAUACUCAAGUUUGAGGUGUGGAAAAAGAUGGGAAACACCGUCAAAUCUGCUCCCAUCACUUUUGACCCAAACUCGGCGCAGUCCAACCUCAGCUUCUCGGACGAGCUUACAUGUGUCCAGUACGGCUGUAGGCAGAGUGUUCCUGACAACCCGGAGCGCUGUGUGAAUCGGGUGUGUGUGCUCGGGACCCCCGGCUUCAGCUCUGGACGCCACAGCUGGACCGUGGACGUGGGACAGGGGCGGAACUGGUAUAUUGGUGUGGCACGGGAAUCCAUCCAGAGAAAGAACACAGUAUUUCUAGACCCUAAUGAGGGAUUCUGGGUAAUUGGGCAGACUAGUGGAGAUUCGUACUGGGCCCAAACGCCAAAUCGCACUAGUUUGGUAGUAAAGCAAAAGCCAGAGAGAAUUACUGUGGAGUUGGACUAUGGCAAAGGCAAAGUGGUGUUCAUUAACAAUACGGACAUGACAAUAAUGCACACAUUUAGAGACAAGUUUACAGAGAAGAUUUUUCCUUAUUUUUCCCCUGGAUUGUAUGAGAAAGGAAAGAUCUCUAGUCCUAUCAUAAUCUGUGCUCAGACUAUUAACAUCAGUAUGGAAUAA